CACGUGGAGCCACUGGCUGUGAGCAUCGCGUGCUCCCAGGGUCCCCGGGCACAGGGCGCCACGCAUGGAGGAGCCGCCUCCUGCCCUCCCUGCAGACCCUGGGCUGCCGGUCCUGGUGCUGGGAGGGUGCAAUGGGCUUGUGCUGCUCCCGAGGCGUCCUGCCCCGCGCCCACGGCCCCUUCCCUCCCGCCUCAGGCCAUAAAUCAGCGUGGCUGUGGGUGCUGGCGCGCUCGCGGCCGCCCGCCUGUGCCCCCCGCCUCCGCGUAGGGUCUCUCUCCCCUGGCGCGUUAUCUGCCGCAGGGGUCCCACUUAUCUCCCCUGUCACUUUCUAAUGCUAGUUUAUGGUCAGCAUUUUGUAGCUUAAUUGUGAUGUUUUUCAGCACGGUCACGUGGCCGCAGAAACCAAUAAGGCACCGAAGUGGGUCCAUCCUGGUUGAGCCUGGCCCCCAUGGGGAGGAGAUUGGCUGGUGUCCUGCCUUGGGCGGCGUGUGCUCAGCCAGAGCCCCGACACCUUCCCAGCGGACAAGGGUCCCAUAAAUCCCCCAUCCCGCUGCGGACGGAGCAGUGGUGCCCAGCACCCCGUGGUGGCUCCUUGGUGGCAGCUCUCAACCAGAGGUGUGAGCAAGACUGUGCGGUCGCAGCAGGGCACGCAGCUGCCUCGGGCGCCCUGGAGGGGAUGGACUAUUCCUAUGAUGAGGACCUGGACGAGCUGUGUCCGGUCUGCGGGGACAAGGUCUCCGGGUACCACUACGGGCUGCUCACCUGCGAGAGCUGCAAGGGCUUCUUCAAGCGGACAGUGCAGAACAACAAGCACUACACCUGCACGGAGAGCCAGAACUGCAAGAUCGACAAGACCCAGCGCAAGCGCUGCCCCUACUGCCGCUUCCAGAAGUGCCUGACCGUGGGGAUGCGCCUGGAAGCUGUGCGUGCCGACCGGAUGCGCGGAGGGAGGAACAAGUUUGGACCCAUGUACAAGCGGGACCGUGCCUUAAAGCAGCAGAAGAAAGCUCUGAUCCGUGCCAACGGCUUCAAGCUGGAGACCGUGCCUCAGAUCAUGUCCCCAGUGCAGCACGACUACAGUCUGUCCUCCACCAUCCACAGCAUCCACACCAUGUCCAAGACCUUGCCACCCAACUCUGCCGCCCUGACGCCCAUCGACUACGAGCGCAGCCCCUACGGGACACCCUCUCUGGGAAUGACUGUGCCCAGCCACACGCCGCUUGCCGGCUACCACUACCCUUCCUUCCCCAACCGCACCAUCAAGUCCGAGUACCCGGACCACUACACAAACACACACGAGUCCAUGCCUGCCUACGUGUACCCAGAGACCUACCCCAGCAGCUCCCCUCCCGACAUCCCCGAGGUCAUCCUGAAGCUGCUGCAGCUGGAGCCCGACGAGGCCCAGGUGAAGGCACGGAUUCUGGCCUGCCUGCAGCAAGAGCAAGGCAAAGGUCGGCAUGAGAAGCUCAGCACCUUUGGCCUCAUGUGCAAGAUGGCUGAUCAGACUCUCUUCGCCAUCGUGGAGUGGGCGCGGAGCUGCAUCUUCUUCAAGGAGCUGGAGGUGGGCGACCAGAUGAAGUUGCUGCAGAACUGCUGGAGCGAGCUGCUAGUGUUCGACCACGUCUACCGGCAGCUGCAGCACGGCAAGGAGCACAGCGUGCUGCUCGUCACCGGCCAGGAGGUGGACAUGUCGACUGUCGCAGCGCAGGCUGGCUCCAUCCUGAACACGUUGGUGCUGCGGGCGCAGGAGCUCGUCCUGCACUUGCACUCGCUCCAAGUGGACCGGCAGGAGUUUGUCUGCCUGAAGUUCCUCAUCCUCUUCAGCCUUGAUGUGAAGUACCUGGAGAACCACUCUCUGGCUAAGGACGCUCAGGAGAAGGCCAACGCGGCACUGCUGGAGUACACGGUGUGCCACUACCCUCACUCCACGGACAAGUUCCGGCAGCUGCUGCUGCGGCUGGCGGAGGUCCGAGCGCUGAGCAUGCAGGCAGAGGAGUACCUGUACCACAAGCACCUGAGCGGGGAGGUGCCCUGCAACAACCUCCUCAUCGAGAUGCUGCACGCCAAGCGGACUUGAGCGUGGCCGCCAGCACAGACCUGUCGGAGCCGCGGUGCUGCCAGCAGCGCAGCAGGGGCAGGAUGUGCGCCCGGGCUGGCCGGCCGGCGCUGCGUCUCCACCCCGCCUUUCUCAGUGAUGCUAUUUAACCUGUACUAUUGGAAAAGUCCCAGAUGGUUUAUUUUAGUACACAGUAAGGAUGGUUGCUGGCUGUGGGGCUGUGGGCUCGGCUGCCAGCCUGCCCCAUCGGCAGCGCUGCCCCCAGCUUCUCUGCACCUGGGGUGCCUGACCUGUCGCCUGCCCGACACAGCUCUGCACCAAGAAGGAAGGGCAAAACCUGUCUGGGCUCUGCUCCUAUUUAUGCUCCUCUCCUGCUGUCCCUACCUCCCAUUUCUCCACCACUGCCAUCCUUCUCCCAACCCUGCUGCAUGUCUCAGGGCCCCUCGUGCACAGGGCAGGGGAGAGGCAAGGUGAAACCUCCUCCCGGGUUGUGGUUUCGCGGUGGUUGUGGUGUCGCCGGGCACCGGCAUAGAGGCAGAGGAGUUCUGCAGGAGCCGCGCAGAACCCAGGGGCCGAGGCUGGAGGGGUCAGCCCCACGCAGCCAAGCCGGGACCCCAAGGUGUGUGUGCUGGGGUCCUCACACGCAAGGGCAGGCAGGGAGGGCAGCGCUGAGCCCACCAUACACAUUCGUUUUCUCAGAGCUUGCCGGUGCUGGAGGCAGCAGCCGUGGCUUUGCAGCCCGUGGCAGCCACGGUGCCCAGAGCUCACAGGGCAGCACAUCUCUGCCGUGUCAAAGAUUUGCUGCAGAGGCUCUAAGACAUUCAGUACUGGGAGCAGGAACCAUCCCUGGGACAUUUUGGACCCGUGGCCCUGCCGCUGCCCCCUUGGUGCCAGCACAGCAACCCCGUGGCUGGAAAGCUUUGCGAGUCACAGUGCUCAGGUGGCAUCGGCUCCAUGACCCAAGCAUGGGAACAGGGUGGCCCCAGCACGGUGGCACCGGGCAGCACAGGUCCGGCCUCACUCCAGCCAUCAGCCAUGCCCGGGCAGCGCCUGGAGAACAGACCGGGACGGCAUGGGGCUGUGAUGGACCCUGUGCACGGGUGGCAGUGGCAGAGCAGCCGGGCAGGAGGGAGGUGCGGGUCCAGCUCAGCAGCAGGUCCAGGCUGCAAACAGCCCAGAGCUGCUCUCGCACCCAUGCGCUGGGGGCUGGGGGUGGCUGGGGAGCUUUGCAGCCCCUCCUGCAUUUACUUGCCUAAGUGUGUGGGUAAGGCAAAGAAUCAUCCUGUGCUUCACGCCGGGCUGUGUCCUCGGCCCCUCAGUCACAUUCUGCUGUGUCCUCAAGCAAACUGUGUUGAAGCCACAAGAGCAGAGCUAGGGGUUCCUCUGCCGUUGCGGGGCAGGGGCUCACAGGCUGGACUGGGCAGCACUGGGGGCUGUAGCCCCAGGAGCUGGGAGGUGCUGGGUUCUCUCUACUGCUUUCUCUCGGUCUCAGCCAUGCUCUCCUCUCCUGCAACCCCGCCACUGGGCAGCCCAGCUCAGCUCCCCCACCGCAGCCAGGCCACCGGCUCCCCUGGGCUCCUCCUGUGCGACUGGGGUUGCUUCAGGUCUGUUUUCCACGGCGGGCGUUUGCUCCUCAUUUCGAGGGGGCUGUUGUCCGUCACGGCUCUGCGCAGAGCUGGUGCCUUGAGGAGCUGCAGCCGCUGUGCCCGGAGCUGCAUGGAUUGUGGAAGCUUGUUAGAUGCAGAAGAGCAUGUCGGUCUGCUUUUCAACAUGUUUGUGCGUUUUCCUCCUCAAGUCUGUGGUUCGGUUUCACCUUCUUCUUUCUGUGAACUUAAAGAACUGGAGCAAAUGGUUUGGGAGGUAAAAGAUGUUUUAUUUUCAGAAAAUGAAAAGUGUCCUUAAGUGUCUCUCUUUCUCUGUCUCUCACAUCCUUUUCUCCCUCUCAUCCCUCCCCUUUCCCACUCCCCACCCUUCCU
Molecule: messenger RNA, 4032 nt
Organism: Cuculus canorus (common cuckoo)
Lineage: Eukaryota; Metazoa; Chordata; Aves; Cuculiformes; Cuculidae
Gene: NR5A1
Product: nuclear receptor subfamily 5 group A member 1
Exons: 7
Coding region: 449-2077 (542 amino acids)
Biological process (GO): tissue development; hormone-mediated signaling pathway; regulation of transcription by RNA polymerase II
Cellular component (GO): RNA polymerase II transcription regulator complex
Molecular function (GO): zinc ion binding; RNA polymerase II cis-regulatory region sequence-specific DNA binding; nuclear receptor activity
Source: RefSeq, a predicted model, not a curated record